AUGAAGAGUGAAGACGAGAAUCAGAUCUCGGGAAGUGAUGUUGUGUUUAAUCCUCCCCUUUAUAUACAACGCUAUCAAUUUGUUUUCGAUGUAUUGAGUGAACGGUCGGCAACCAUAGCAAAGGUGGCCGACUUCGGGUGCGCUGAGGGAAAGCUUAUGCGACGAUUCAAAGGCCUGCCAGACAUUGAAGAGAUUGCUUUCAUUGAUUGCGACGAUUUGUCACUCGAAAUGUGUGUCAAUGAGUGCCGACCCCUUCCUUAUGACUAUCUCUUCGCCGAAAGGAAGACACCAAUGAAAGUGAAUGUCUUUAAUGGAAGUGUCGCUCAAAAGGAUAGUCGUCUUAAGAACUUUGAUGCCAUCACUUGUGUGGAACUGAUCGAACAUUUGACACCCGAUGUAUUGACAGCACUUCCCGAUAAUAUCUUUGGUUAUAUUGAGCCCAAAGUAGUGAUCAUAACGACUCCGAACGUCGAAUAUAAUGUAGUAUUUCCUCAGCUGAAGGACUCCUCACGACUCAGACAUUGGGACCACAAGUUUGAGUGGACUCGACAUGAGUUCGACAAUUGGUGCCGAAGUGUUGUUGAGAAAUACCCCGAAUAUAAACACUCGAAUCCAACCAGAAGUAGAGUUUAUCGACUGGCCUUCAGUUUGCAGUUCAACUAA
Molecule: messenger RNA, 663 nt
Organism: Medioppia subpectinata
Lineage: Eukaryota; Metazoa; Arthropoda; Arachnida; Sarcoptiformes; Oppiidae
Source: the annotation of a GenBank genome assembly